AUCGAACGCGUUUUUGCGUCCGUCUGCGCUGUUUUUAAUUUGUUUCUCUAUAUAAACAUGCGCUAGAUGGACUGCUUCGACAGUUACGUCGUUUUUAGACGCAGUGUCAAAUUAAAAUGAACUUACAUUUUUAAAAACGCGUCUCGAGACACAUGUGUUCUGUUCUAUUUAGCUCAUAAACGCGAUCGGUCUGAACGGCCCCUUACCUUUUCAAUGGAAACACUAGCGUUCGAGGCUCGCUCAUUGGUGCAUCUGAAGUCACUGGCGUUGCGCUCAGAACGUUGAACUACUGAAAAUAAACACUUAGAAUGAGCCAAGCGGUCACUUACAGUGAGGGUAAGUAGAAAGAGUUAACGAUCAAGAAACCGAACCAGCGAUACAGUUUUUUAUUUUUCCUCUUUGGAAACCAAACAGUAAGUUUUAUCCUUACACGCUCUGUUAUGUGACCUGCUGGAGUCCAGUAACAGAUAGCCUUAACAUUAAAGGACGUUUUAAAACAUAAACCGCCUUUCCAUUAUUCAUAAGACGGGCACAUGUUGUUGGCUAUCGGUGUCAUUGUAUGGUGUUGGGGAUUGUUGAGUCGCAGACCGAUGCUGCGCCGGCAGGGCAAGCAGAAAGUCCGCUGUUGCGUCUUGUUGAGUGACCUGAAGGUUUUCCUACUCAGGCCACCGGCACCAUCGGCGUCGCCAUCUGCCUUAACACCCAUGAACGAACUAAACGCGGAGGACAAUGCGACGAGCAGCGCCACGGAGAGCAACUCUUUAGCCAACGGACAUUAUCAGCCGGCGGGCUGGACGCCAACAGGUGAGGCUGAGGAUACAAGAGAGAACGAAGACUGGACUCAUAACGCAGUGGAUCCGCCGAGGACGCUGGACUGCUGCAGCUCAUCGGAGGAUUGUUCUAAAGAGAAGCUUGACGAGAGGUUAUCUCUGAACAGCAGCACGGACAGUGGAGUCAGAACCCCGUUGUGUCGGAUCUGUUUUCAGGGCCCAGAGCAGGGGGAGUUACUGAGCCCGUGUCGCUGUAGUGGUUCUGUUCGCUGCACUCAUGAACCCUGUCUUAUUAAGUGGAUUAGUGAGAGAGGCUCCUGGAGCUGUGAACUCUGCUACUACAAAUACCAGGUCAUUGCCAUCAGCACCAAAAACCCACUUCAGUGGCAGGCUAUCUCUUUGACAGUGAUUGAGAAAGUACAGAUAGCUGCAGCUAUACUGGGUUCCCUGUUCCUGAUAGCCAGUAUCUCUUGGCUGGUGUGGUCCUCCCUCAGCCCAUCGGCCAGGUGGCAACGGCAGGACCUGCUUUUCCAGAUCUGUUACGCCAUGUACGGCUUCAUGGACCUGGUGUGCAUAGCUCUGAUUGUGCAUGAGGGUCCCUCUGUAUUUCGCAUCUUUAACCGUUGGCAGGCUGUUAAUCAGCAGUGGAAAGUCCUCAACUAUGACAAGGUAAAAGACAAUGAGGAGCACCAGAAAACUGGUGCCACAUUCCGGACCCUCACCCUGCCCUUGACGCACUGCAUGGGGCCCACCGGCAUGGAGGGCGAAUCCUCCACCUCCCUCAUGGCUGCCGCCGCAGUGGCCGCAGCUCCUACCGUGGCCCCCACUGCAAACUCUGUCCCAUUGCCAACUGGUGCCACUAUGGAGGCACAGGACUCAUCUGAGCCUAGCAACGGGCAGCCCUUGCUGCCAGACCACCACUGUGCUUACAAUAUCCUUCAUCUCUUUAGCCACCACGUGAGGCAUCAGGAGCCCCGCGGACAGUCCAGCAAUAACAACCGUGAACUGGUCAUGAGAGUUACUACAGUCUGAGGCUUCUGUUAAGGCCUAGUUUAUGAUUGAAGCUCUGCAUGUGACAAAUUUAAAGAAAGGAAAUUAAACAGUGUUUCCAGAGGACCCAGUGCAGUACUAUUCUGGGUGUAAGGUGUUUUUGUUUUUGUUUUUUUACAGUAUUGAAUAAAACAAGAAAAACAUUUACUCUCGCAGUGGCUGUGUGAAGAAAUAUUUAGUCUGGCCAAUGCCAUAAAGCAUACUGGAGGUUGUAUAAGCCAUCGAGAGACAGAGUGGGAAGGGUGAAUGGUCAGUGAAGCAGAGUCUGAGUGUGUGUGUUGAGCUUGUUGUCAGCUCAAGGCCAGUCAGAGCUGUAGCCAUUCUGAAGCACAACCAUAACAAUGCAAUCCACAUUAAGUUUCUACACGGUCUGUGAGCCAUUCUGCUGAACCAAAUCAGUGCAAUGUGAAGAAUAAAGGUGUUGUACAUAAAAAACAACAUUGCACAGGUUUCCAAAUGGUUACAAGCUGUAUUUUCAGAUUAAAUCUUAUUAUUAAGGUCAAUGCAGAACUUGUGACAAUAAGCAAGUCUAAAUAUGUUUCCUAACCGUUCAAUCCAAAUGUGAUAUCGAAGGAUCAAACUAUUGUUUACACUUACAGGCAUUUAUAAGUGUCAGCUCUGCUGUUAGGUAAAUCAAACCUCUGAUUUUGAAAGUAUUGUACAUCAAUAACAGGAAGACACAUUACAGUGGAGGCAACCUGUAGUAUUGAAAUCUUUUCGAAAAUGUAAAAGAAAAAAGUGGCCCAAUUUGAGGCAGAUCUAAAUCAACUGAAUUAUUUUGUAUACAUUUGUUAAAUAUGUGCAAAAAAAAAGGUUGCUACAUAAAAAAUUAAAAAAAAAGACA
This is a messenger RNA of Myxocyprinus asiaticus (Chinese sucker), 2664 nucleotides long. RefSeq names its product E3 ubiquitin-protein ligase MARCHF4-like. The coding region runs from base 534 to 1802 and encodes 422 amino acids. The record is from RefSeq and is a predicted model, not a curated record. Lineage: Eukaryota; Metazoa; Chordata; Actinopteri; Cypriniformes; Catostomidae. The transcript is spliced from 4 exons. Gene Ontology annotation, molecular function: zinc ion binding; ubiquitin-protein transferase activity. Gene Ontology annotation, biological process: protein ubiquitination.